GGUCCAAACAAAAUGUCCUUAGAUCGCUAGGAGAAUUCAGUUGUUCUAGUUAAAGGGUUGGAACACUUUCUUCUCAGCUGAUUUAAAAAGCCAUUUUCCCGAGAGUGUAAAUACACCUGUUGCAUUCAAUACCAAUGUGCGCAUAAUGAGUUCGAGAUCAGAUGAACAUGAUGAGCAUAGCGAAACUACUAUCAAAGCUGAAAUUCAGAAAACACUGCUCUCUAUUAAUGACACAACGAACAAAAUAAAAAGUGAACUUAAUGCAAUUAAUGUUCUUACUAAGAAAAAUGGACAACUCCAUAUAGCAGUAACUGAAGCAAAUGAAAUAUUGAUCAAAGUGGCCAAAGACAUGAACAUAAGCAAAAUUGAAAACUUUUUAAAUGAUGAUAAAGAAGAUAAUGAAGCGGUACUUCAUUUUGGAAAUGUUUUUUCUUCAUCUGCCUUUCAAGAAAAGAUAUUGCAAUGUUUAAAUGAUGUAUAAUUAUAAAUUUUAUUACUAGGUCUUUUGUGUAUAUAUUUUUAAGAAGCAACAUUAUUAUUUUGUAGAAAAAUACAGAAAAUAUAUACAAAUUUUAUCUGUAUUACUCGUGAAAAAUACCUUUUUAUACAAUGAAUAAAUUUAAAGCUUUGAUUCUGUUAACCAACUAAAUUUUUGUUCUUUACGAUCAGCCUGAGGAUUGAUCAUAAUGUUUAUCAAACUUGGAGCAUCACUGACCUGUAACAAAAAUCAUUAUACCAUUAAAAUAAUUCUUACAGAUACUAUACAUUAAACAUAUAUUAAUUUUA
This is a messenger RNA of Osmia lignaria (orchard mason bee), 786 nucleotides long. RefSeq lists its product as uncharacterized. Lineage: Eukaryota; Metazoa; Arthropoda; Insecta; Hymenoptera; Megachilidae. The record is from RefSeq and is a predicted model, not a curated record.